CGGGUAAAAGGUUUCAGACAAAAUUUUUCAACUUAUGGCUAAAACGCAAAAAAGUAUGUUUUCCCAUACAAAACCCCAUACAAAUUUCAAUUGCAAUGCGCAAAGUGUAGACGCAACCGAUCGUGCUCAAAUUUUGCACAGAUACUCAGGACCUGAAACGGAACCAGAAAAGCUUUGAUCUGAGAAAACGCUUCCGAUGACCCACACUAGUGCCCACACGUAGAAUUUUGCAAUCAAGUUUUGCACUCGAAAAAUAUUUGAAUGCAUCGAACAUAGAUGGAAAUGACGCAUUUUUAGAAUAUAAAUGCCGCUGCACCUUGCUAUACAUCAAACCGUUUUUAAUUAGAUUUUGUUUUAUAUUUUACAGAGGCAUUUUAAAAUGUUCCCCUGUGUUAUAGGGAUAGGGGUUUUUCAAAACAUCAUCGCUUUUGAUCUUCUUCUUGAUGCAACAUAAAAUCACCAAUAUUGCUGACUGCACCCCAAAUUGGACUGACACAAUAAUGUGCACACACCUUCAAAGUGUGAUUACAGCGCAGGGAUACCUCGGAUCGAAUUGAGGUCUUCGGUGCACUUAUUCCUUGUAAAUGGAGGAAUAAGUGCACCGAAGACGUCGAGACGAUCCGAGGCAAAUGUGCACUUUUAUCACACUUUUUAGGCGUACCAAAAAAAGUGUGAUAGUCCAAUUUGAGGUGUAGUCUGCAAUAAUUGGACGCUCACCUUUAUCGACUCACCGUUUUGCAGCAUUUAACAGACGUAUCACUUGAAACAAAUCGCGAUUGAAAUCACCGUCACCAAAACAUGAUUGCUCAAUGCAGAUCACAUCGUAUCACAAACCGCUUAGGUAGUAGGAGGCGCUAGUCAGCAAACCUCAAACAGGAGCCAAAACGCCGUGAACGAACGGUUUGCGAACUACAGAAUGUUUGAACUUAUCAUUAAAAAGUGAAUUAUGUAAUUGGAAGCGAGUAGACGUCUGUUUGUCUGUGCUUAACUCUUAUUUUUCGUUUAAAACUUACCCAAAUCUGAAUAAAUUAAACCGAAUGUGUUAUUAAAGGGAAACGAUGAAAUAUUUCAAGCAAGCGUCGCGACGCCCGCCGAAAUUGCAAACGGCAGCAAAACAAAAACAAACGCAAAUGGACACGCGCCGCGCGCCAUCAGCGCUAAAUCCGCCGGCGAUUUUGCAACCAGAAAAGAUGUUGAAACCGGAAGUGUUCAGUGAAUUUCGAUCGAACAGUGCCAUCAAACAUUUUCGGGAUGAAAACCAAGUGCUGACUAUCUCAUACGGUCAGCUUCGGGAGGCCGUCGGUGAGGUACAAAAAGUUAUUGCGAAAAACCGACUUGAAGAACACUACCUUGGGGUUACUUUGGCCCACUCGCCAGCACUGAUCGCCAUCAUUUCUGGCAUCCACCUGAGCAAAGCAGCGUUCUGUAGCGUGAAGUUUCAGUGGUGGAAAACUGAUGCGCUCCUCACAGUGUUGGAAAGUAUACCAGCAAAUCACUGCUUUUUCCGCAAGUCUGAUGCCCAGUAUAUCAUAAGCUGUCCAGAAUACCAGAACUUCAAAAUUAUAAGCGAGCUUAGUCUGCUCGGAGAGCAGAUAGUGCUCCUACAGUUCAACUUCGAAUCAAAAAGUUCGAAAACGUUCGGACCGGAAGCUGCCUAUUGUAUUGCUACUUCCGGCAGCACCGGUCCGCCCAAACUGGUACGCGUUCCAACUCAGUGCAUUCUGCCGAACCUACUUGCACUGGAAAAGUUACUGAACGUCCACGAAACGGACCGCAUUCUGAUGUCCUGUCCGCCGACUUUCGAUCCGUUUGUGGUAGAUGUGUUUCUGGCACUGCGAAACGGGGCUUGCCUGGUUCUGGUGGAAAACGAGCUCCGAUUGGAUGCUGGUCGGUUGCGAAGGGUGGUGUUCGAGCGGAGCGAGGUGACUGUUAUGCAGAUUACGCCUUCGUUGUUGCGACAAUGGAGCGAUGAGGCUAUCCGAGAUGUGCUGCUGGGACGCGGCAGCUCCUUGAGGCACCUGAUUCUGGGCGGUGAGCCAUUCCCCAGUUGGCUGUCGAUUCCAUCCGAGUCUGUCGUCAAGGUUUACAACAUUUACGGCAUCACUGAAGUGUCCUGUUGGGCAUCCAUCGAGCUUGUUGGAGCAGAAACUGGCGGUUCAAAUGUCGGCACGUCCCUUGGCAGUCCUCUGGAUGACUUGACCGUGUUCCAGCUCCGAGACGUCGACACCGGUGAAGUGUUAGAUCUGGAGAGCACUGCCAAGCCUGUACGAGGGAACUUGCACAUUGGAAGUUCCGUUCGGAAAUGUGUCAUAGGCGACGAACCUCCGGGCGAUGUUCUAAGGAGUGAGGCGAUCUGCUAUAGAUCUACGGGAGAUUUAGUGGAACUGCAAUCGGAUGGGAAGUUCUACUAUUUGGGGCGUGGUGACGAAACGGUGAAGCGAUUGGGCAUCCGGGUUAAUUUGGGAUGGCUGGAACGAUGUGCAGAUCAAUGCGCGGCAGUCUCAAAGAGCUGUGCCAUUUUUGAUCCAGUUGGGCAUAGGAUUGCACUCUUCUACAUUUCCGGUGGCAAUGUUCAGGAGAACGACAUCAGAAUGUUUCUGGAGGAUAAACUGAUGGCAGAAGAAAUGCCUGACGACCUUAUAGAGGUAAAGGAGUUACUUCUUUCUGACCAUGGUAAAGUCAACCGUAAAAAGUGUCUUGAGCAGUUACAAAUCAAGGUUAUUACGCCUAGAAUAAAUUUGAAAGAUCUUUUCUCUCGGGAGAUCUCCAAACUGCUUGGCGUUCAUGUACAAUCUUCUGAAACCCUGAAUUCAAAGCGCGCCAAAUUUGAUAUCGAAGGUUCCUUCAUAGACGCCGGAGGAACAUCCAUUCAAGCAUUGCAAAUCUCCACAUCACUACAAGACUGCUCAAAGACUUGCAUUCCAAAUUUGAUUGGAAUGCUGUUAGACAAAUCUAUACCUUUAAAAGAUGUCCUGAAGUACCUGGAGGGACUUCCCCAUGAGGCACCCCCAUCUUCGCCGCAGCCAACCACCUCGGAACAAACACAACCCCUUAGUACAAAAAUAGUCGUCCAAUCUCGCUUCAACAUGGACAAAUGCAUCGAUGCAAGUCCUACCGAAUUCCACAGCGUCAAGCAUAACCUUCGGAUCGUCGCCGUUGGGAGCCACUCGCACAAGCUGUUGGUAGUGGACAUCGACACGAACCAGAUCGUCACGCAGUUGAUUCUCCCGGAUCGAAUAGAGAGCGCCGUAAGCUACCGCGGCGAUGAAGGACUCGUUGGAUGUUACGAUGGGUUGCUGUACUGCUUCGACCUGUGGACAGGCACCAUCCGAUGGAGCUUCGAUUCCGGCGGAAUGAUCAAAUGUAGAGCUCUGGUGGAGGAAUCUGUGAUAAUCUUCGGAAGCUAUGCCACGGAGCAUAACUUGUUUGCAUUGGAUAUGAACGGAGCCUUGAUGUGGAAGUCUCGUCUGGGCUCCAAAGGUAUCCUAUCAUCCCCAAUUUCCGUUGGCCCCGGAAGAGCUUUCGUAGCCACGCUUGAUGGAUCGUACUGUUGCUUCAACACUGCAAGUGGAUCCGCGGUCGAAUGGGAAGGCAAACUUCCAACUCCUGUUUUCGCCAAUGCCACAUUUCUGCAGCAGUUUGAUGCAGUUUUGGUGGCGGAAGUGCAAGGAACCUUGCACUGUUUGUCUGGCGAAUGCGGUUCAAAGUUGUGGCAAAUUUCCAGCGAAGGAAACGUGUUCUCCUCUCCACAAGUUCUAUAUCCUGAUAACGGACGAACGGCCGAAAUUUUGUUCGGUUGCCACGACAAGCACCUCUACUGUUACAGCUGGACAGGUAAGUGCUCAGAAAGUCCUGUUCAGAAAUGGAAAUUACCUUUACAGUCGCCGAUCUAUGCGACGCCAUGCAUUGCAAACGGAUUGGCUGUGGUGUGCAGCACAUCCGGAUGGGUCAAUUUAGUUUGCUUGCUGAGUGGGGAAAUCAUUGGGUUGUUGAAGUUGGGUGGGGAGGUUUUUUCUAGUCCCUUGGUUGUUGGUCAAAAUGUGAUUUAUGUAGGAUGUCGUGAUAAUAAUCUGUACAAGUUAGCAUUUACUAGAUGAAACAUUUGAACUAUUUGAUUGUCCGUUGUCUUAUCACAUCCUUUCUGAUGUUUUCCUUCUGGGAAAUAUUUCAUCUAAAGGUU
Aedes albopictus (Asian tiger mosquito) is the source of this 4180-nucleotide messenger RNA. It is a transcript of the gene Aasdh, whose product is annotated as beta-alanine-activating enzyme. The record is from RefSeq and is a predicted model, not a curated record. The transcript is spliced from 5 exons. Gene Ontology annotation, molecular function: protein binding. Bases 1059 to 4097 code for a protein of 1012 amino acids. Gene Ontology annotation, biological process: amino acid activation for nonribosomal peptide biosynthetic process. Lineage: Eukaryota; Metazoa; Arthropoda; Insecta; Diptera; Culicidae.